AUGCAUGCACCUGCCCGGACGCGCCAGCAUCUGCUCCGGCAGCUCCGAGCGGUCGCUGCUGCAGCAGCCGGAACGGCAUCAACGGUGGCAGCAGUAGAUCGACGGGAAAAUGUUGAGUGUGGAAUUCAUUUGAACUUUACCGUUACUAUGGACGGCGGGGACAGUUUUGACGCUGUAAAAGCAAUGGGGAAAGCUGAAGCAAAAGUUGCAGCGACGGCAGUAGAUGAGGCAGGAACAGGGCCAGCUGUAGAUGCAACAAGGACAGUCUCGAGACAGACGAUAAGCCGAGUGCACCGUACUUCGCAUGGAAUUGCAUCUGAUCUGGCGGAGGGAAAAGAAGCACCGGCGUCAGCAUAUUGCGAUGUAGCUGCUGCUGCGCUUGCGGUAGAGGACAACGCUCCGGAUGCAGCAGAUACUGAAACUGCAGAAGAGGCGGCUACACUACAGGCACCGGAUGACGCAUUGAAAUUGAAGGCCUUUGCCUCCUGCGCAGCGCCAGUUGCUGGUGGUGGCCCUGAAGUUGAACACACAUCUGCAGCAUCUGUAGAAGUAGCACGUUGGGGAUCGUCUAUCCCACGGAUGCCCGGGGCCUUGCGUGAGGGCUUCCUGGCAGAGGUCAAGUCACUUCAGAAGAAGCCCAUCAUGAAAAUUACAACGAGCGUUGAAGGCAAGUUUCUGUCUGUUCCGCCUGUCACAGGAGCGUACGGAGAAAGCUCUGUAUCUUCCCUAUUUAAGUUGUUUUCUCUAUUGAACAAACACUUCGGCCUCAACGAACACUCCACCUUCCUCGAUAUCGGCAGGUCCGACUUGCUGUUUCCAGGUUCCGACGUAGUUGUCUUAGGCAUCGAUGAUUCUGCAGCUGCGGUUCGUGCUGCAGCAGUAGCGGUAAUUCAAUAUGGUGCAGAAGGUGGUUUCGAAGCACUUCCUUUGCGGUUCGUGCUGCAGCAGUAG
Molecule: messenger RNA, 951 nt
Organism: Eimeria mitis
Lineage: Eukaryota; Apicomplexa; Conoidasida; Eucoccidiorida; Eimeriidae
Source: RefSeq, a predicted model, not a curated record